GGCUGUCACGUCGGGACGAGACCGCCGCCUGCGCACCUGGGAGCGUACGGGGAGCUAUCUUGUAGAGUCUGUGGAAACUUAGGUUAGAUAUUAGCGAGAAAUUUUUUUAUAAAGAGGGCGGUGAGGCGCUGGAAGAGGCUUCCCAGAGAAGCUGUGGCAGCGCCGUCCCCAGAAAGAUUCAAGGCCAGGUUGGACGGAGCUUGGAGCAACCUGGUCCAGUGGAAGAUGUCCCUGCCCAUGGCUGGGGGGUUUGGAACGAGAUGAUCUUAAGGAUGAUCCUUCCAGCCCAAGCCAUUCCAGGAUUCUAUGAGAUCUCUUACUGACUUUUCUGGGCCCCCUGUGUUUGCUGACUUGUGGUAAGUGAUGUAGGAAGCACAGCCAUCUCCUCCCACUGCUCCCAGGGCCUCUCCUGCAUGGGGACAUGGGGCUCCUGCCUGAGCUGAGGGUGCUGCAAGACCCCCUGUCCUGGACCCAAGGUGCCUCUAUCCUUCAGCUUAAAAUUUGCUGGUAAACAUGGGUGUGUGCCCUAGGAUUACCAAAGCUGGUUAAGAUACAGACACCCCUUCUCCCCACUAUCCAGCACCAGGCACACAAGCUGUGACCCACAGCCCUGCUCCAUAUGCUGACAAGGAGCCCCUCACUCGUGACAGUCCUGCUCCUGCAGCUCAUUUUUCAGGACACAUCCUGUUCCUGCUCCAGUGGAUGGAAGUUAAAGCCCCCCACCUGCUCUAGCAGCUGACAUCACAGGCCAGAGGUGCCCUUACCCCCAGUCUGACUCCAGGAGCUGGCACCAGUGUUCACUCACACACAGGUCUCUUCAGCAGCUGGCACCUUGUCCUUCAGCACACAUAUAUGUGGGAUACAAAGUGAGAUGGUUAAGAUUUAAGAAGAUACAAUAGGGUGGGACAGUCUGUGAUGAUCAGGCGUGGGGCUCAGUCAGGCAUGCAUUCCUCAUGGGUCUGUACAGCUCCAUGGAUUCCCACUCCUCUCCAAGUCUGGGUCCCCCUGGUUCACAGUGCUAUCAGGGCAAAGCCCAGGCUGGUCCUCCUGAUGCCUGUAGUUUCUUGAUAGCCCCUCCACUGGUGGGAGUGACGAGGUUUGUUUCUUGUCAUGGUCUUUCUUUGUUUUGUCAGGUCCUUGUUUCUUUACAUUUUGUUUCUGUUUUCCCCCUUUCCCCCAAUUUCCCAAUUGACAAGGGGCUCUGAUCAGAUAACCUUGCUAGAAUAAACAUUCUUCCACUCCAAUUAAUGUGACUGACCAGGUCUGGUUCUCAUCACCACCUCCCUCAUUUACUGCUCAGGUUUGGGUCCCCCUAUGUUCUUGUUUUAUGGCUUCCUCCCUUUCCCGUAAUCCCUUACUGCACUGAAGAACAGUCCUCGAGCAGAUGCCCUUAAGGAGCCAACACUCUCCUCCCACAAACCCUUGUGUAACUGUUAAGGAAACCACCAUAUGCCAGCCCAGGCUAGUCAGGAUUCCACAGUAAUUGUGUUAUGAUUAAAUCAGAAAAUGUGUUCCCAGAGCCAAAACAGAGGUGUAUAAAAUCUCACUACUUACCCUAAAUGAAGUGUAGGCAAACAUUGUCGUCUUUAACAAAGUCCCCUUCACUGCUCAACAAUUCCCCUUAGAUGAAAACUGCUGGUAUUACGCUGAAUAUUUUCUUACCACUCUCUUGCAUUCUUUCAUUUGCCUUUAUCUGUCUGUUGUCUUCUGUCUCUUCCCUGAAUUCCUGGCUGGAGUUCAGCUAUCUCCUGCUCUGGUACAAUGAAAACAGCUCUGUGGAUGGAACUUGGACACACUGCAAUAGACAAAGGGAAAGCCUGUGGACAGGCACCCUGAAUUAAUGGUGACUCAGGAAGCGCCAGACCUAUCUGGAUGUCAUGAAGAAGCACAUUCAUCAGGUGAAUCCAGCACAUCUUGUCAAGAAGUACAAAACAGUAGUAACAUGAAAAAGUCUGAAGUUCCUGGAGUCAUGGCUAAAGCUGACAUCAAACCAAAAUCUAUGCAUCGUGCCAAAAUAUGGUCAGAUGAUGUAGAGAACUUAUACAGAUUCCAGCAAGCUGGAUACAGAGAUGAGGUGGAAUAUAAACAAGUAAAACAAGUUGAUGUGGUAGAGUGUUGGCCAGAAACUGGAUUCGUUAAGAAACUUCAGAGAAGGGACAAUACAUUCUACUAUUACAACAAGCAAAGAGAAUGCGAAGACAAAGAUGUCCAUAAAGUGAAAGUUUAUGUGUAUUAGUUUUGUUGUUGUUCUAGUUUGUUUGUUUUUAUAAAUCUGUCUGCUAAGACCUGCAAGUAAAUGAAUCGUGUAAUCUGAGUUACCUUAAGUAUCAAUGCCAUGCUUAGAUAGAAAGGGGGAGUGCUGGAAAUGGAGAGAAGCCUGGAGCUAUAGACUUAGGAACUUCCCUUUUUUUUUUCCUCCUAUAACCAAAAGACUUAUUAUUCCUUAUUUUCCUGGUUACAAAUGCUUUGACAUAAAGAUAAAAAGCUGGUAAAUGGGCAUCAUAUAUUUGGGUUAACUGUGUGUAACAUCCAUUAUAAGUAUAGGCACCAAACUUUAUUCAAAACAAUAUAAUCUUGUUGACACUGGCUAACGUCAGCCACAGCCUCUUGGUGUAGGUAAGGGUUAUGAGAUUCCAGGGGCUAAAGGGAGGCCAGAACACUGACUAAAGAGCAGUGCAAGAAUAACAAGCAAAGAACUGAAGUGCAGGACACUGAACAAUCAAGUGGCAAGGGCCAGUAAAGAGCUGUAGAUUUAAAGACUGGUUGUUGUGAUAGAAAGAGUCACAACAAAAAAGCCUUUCUGAGCAGUAGGUAAGGUACCCCCAAAGUAUUUUAGUCAGGUGUAAGUAUAAAUUACUCAAGGAGGAAGUAUUAAUUGACUUGGUAGCCUUUAUAUGCCUUCUUGAGGUGGGGGAUGGAUUGUGGACUUACACAUGGAGUAUAAACCUUCAGGGAGGACAUGAAAUCCACACUAGAUAAUAUUUAAGGUUAGGUAACUUCCACAGAUGAUAUGUGGAGUUUCUGGGCAGAAUUCAUCUCAUCUAACUUCAAAUGUCACACUCAGCAUAACUGACCAUUGACAGAUUAUUGCUAUGUAAAGCAGUAGAUAUGUUCAUGGUAGUUACAGAAAAAAAUGUUAUUAAUAUCUCCUGUCUCUAGAUUGUCAACCAAGGGGUAACUAAACUGAGCUUUAGGCAUAGAUCAGCAGUGUAUAUUUUACCAUUUGUUUCAAGGAUAUUCUUCCUUCAUUUGAGCCUAAGACAGAGGCGUCUCAAGAGGCCUGUAUGAAAUAGAGGACUUACAGCUCCUAAUCUAAAUAAGUAGUAUGGGUGCAAUAUUCAAAAAGUCUCACUGACAGCGGCUGAUGAUGAUCUUCUCACUUACUGAGGCUGCUUGGAAAAUUUCAGCUUUGAUUUGUACAAGCUCUGUUAAAGAAAUGACUGGAAGAUGCUCAGAAGCAACUGUGAAACUGUUGUCUUCCAAGAAGGUUUUAAUGGCACAUAGAGAGUUACUGCAAUGACAGAAAUAAAGCA
Myiozetetes cayanensis is the source of this 3533-nucleotide messenger RNA. It is a transcript of the gene MEIG1, whose product is annotated as meiosis/spermiogenesis associated 1. Lineage: Eukaryota; Metazoa; Chordata; Aves; Passeriformes; Tyrannidae. Gene Ontology annotation, cellular component: nucleus. The transcript is spliced from 4 exons. Bases 1841 to 2236 code for a protein of 131 amino acids. The record is from RefSeq and is a predicted model, not a curated record.